Molecule: messenger RNA, 1563 nt
Organism: Drosophila innubila
Lineage: Eukaryota; Metazoa; Arthropoda; Insecta; Diptera; Drosophilidae
Product: protein peste-like
Cellular component (GO): membrane; cytoplasm
Molecular function (GO): scavenger receptor activity
Source: RefSeq, a predicted model, not a curated record
GGUACCCUCAACGAUAUGGUAACCUCGGUCAACACUGUGGCCCAUUCUGGAGCUCGACGUUUUUCGGAACUUCCUUCAAUUAUUAAGGCGCUUGCCGCCACAACGUUGAGUGGCACGCAGGAAGUCUACGAGACGAGAACCGCCGAGGAAUGGUUGUUUAAGGGCUAUAUCAGUUCUUUGGUCACAGUGGGCAAGUUUUUACGUCCCAAGGAUGUACCCUACGAUCGGGUUGGCUAUCAGUAUCCACGCAAUGGCACCACGGACUUUGAUGGAGAUAUUAACAUGUUCACCGGUGCGGAUGACAUUAGUAAAAUGGGUCAAAUCCAUACGUGGAAUAAUUUGACACACACCGGCGCCUUUGAGGGUGUUUGUGGCAAUGUCAUGGGCUCUAUGGGUGAAUUCUUUCCUCCCAAUUUGAACACAAACCAAACUGUCUACAUGUAUAUGCCCAAGAUGUGCCGUGCCGUGCCGCUGGACUAUACCGAAACAGUCACAGUGCAUGGGGUUACCGCAUAUAAAUUCAGUGGCACAAGACGUGCUGUGGACAAUGGCACCAUGUAUCCGGAGACUAGUUGCUUCUGCGUGGAUGGCCAAUGCAAACCGUCGGGUGUUAUCAAUAUUGCACGCUGUGCUUACAAUGCCUCUAUACACAUGUCAUAUCCACACUUUUAUCUGGCCGAUCCCAGUUAUCUAGAGGCAAUUGAUGGACUGCAGCCGGACAAAGAGAAGCAUGAAUUUUACAUGGCACUGGAACCAAACGCUGGCGUGCCCAUGGAUGUGGGCGGUGGUUUCCAGGCCAAUUAUCUGAUGGAGCCGAUAAGUGGAGUUGGUCUCUAUGCGCGCGUGCCACGCGUCAUGAUGCCCUUGAUGUGGGCCGAGGAGCGUGUCCGUGUUAGUGAAGAAAUUGCCACGCAAAUUGGACUGGUGCCGUUAAUUGUAUUGAUUGGACAGAUCUUUACUGGCAUACUGCUUGCCGGCGGUCUCAUCUGCACCUGCUGGUAUCCCACGCGCAAACUGACGCGUCUCUGCCACAGCGACGAUCCAAAGGUCAAGGCUUCCGUGCUGCGUCCACUCACCACGUUUGGUGUCAGCGCCAGUGCCACAGGUGCGACACAAAUCCGACCCCAUGACAGCCACAACGAGCGUGUGGGCGUCCGUCUCUUGGAUUAUAGACGCAGCUCGGGACUAACCGAUAGCGGCUGUAAUUCGGCCAGUGAGAGCCUCAUCGGAAGCAUCAGCUCAACAGAUGUGAUAAUUAGUUAAUAUACAUAUACCGUUGCAUCUUGCAUUUUCAAUCGAUCUAUCUGCGUAUAUAUAAACACACAUUGCCUUAGGGGAGCCACUAAAGGUUCCGAACAUCGCCGCGCCUCGCCAUUUACGAUUCACCAAAUGGUACAGAACUGCUGUUGCCUUUUAGACCAUAGCACUAACUAUUAGUUACACACACUUGUACACACACCACAUACAUAUCCAUAUCACGUUUAUAUGGUUUCCUCAAAUUACUGCGCACUUGGUCGCGGGAAUAGCGAGAGAGAUUAAUAAGAUUAUUUAUUUAUUAGUGCC